CUUAACUUUCAUUUGCAGAUUACUGUUGGAGAUACUUUUGAGGAACUUGUGAAUGGAUCAGUGCCAAUGUACCAGCAACCAAGGCUGCUAUUUUGUGUAAGGUGGUUAUGUACCACUGAAGCUACAAGCUCUCCAUGUCGUACAAUGGAGCACCACAUUUUAAAGCAAAUAAUUUGGAGGACCUAUCCAAUCAUCUUCUGUAAUUUGUAUUUUAAUGUUAGGUGAAGUGGUGACUACAAUUUUCAUAUGUGGAUAUACACAGUAUAUCCAGGUAUACUCCAAGUAGCUAGACAGUACUGGAACACUGAGAGAUGCAUGAGAACAUGGAGAGCGAACAAAGUCUUCUGGUUCCCAGUGCUGUGGACAGCUAUGCAUGGGGUGAGAGUAACUGGGAAGGACCUCAUCCUAGCCACUCGACCUCUCAGAGCAGCAGGAACUUGCCACUCAUAUGCCGUCCCUGGCGUUUGUGGCACAGAGCCACGCUGUGUUUUGCAGGCUCAAGAAAAGCCUCUUGGAGGCGGUAUAUUCUUGGAGCAGCAAUUGUUAUCAUUGUGGUGGUGAUUUACUCAGUCAGUGAGUCAUCUCACCGCUCAUUGAUGAGCUUUGUUUUUUGUUCCAGCCUGGUACGUGGCCGCCCACCUGAAUCAUUGUUCCGCUGCAACAAUCUGGCCAAUGCCUCUCUUCCUCGUCUCCGCGUCCCCCCAAAGACCAUUGAGAAUAGAUUACGUGAAGAUCCCAAGGUGUUGCUCUUUACAGAAACACGGUACUCAAAAACUGGGAAAGAUAUCACAAAUAUCCUUGUUGCAAAUAGAAUCAAGUAUAAAAUGGAAGUUUUGGGUAAGUCUCUACCUGGACUCACCAACCUGUCAAGAGGUAAAUAUGGUACAAUAAUAUUUGAGAACUUUGAACGCUACCUCCAAAUUGACCCUUGGAAUCGGGAACUCUUGGACAAGUAUAUGCGUGAUUACAAUGUUGGAAUGAUUGGCUUCAUGCCUUCACAUGAAGACACUCAAGUUGGAGCUAAACUCAGGGGCUUCCCACUCUACGUACACACUAACAUGGCAUUAGAGAAUAUCAGCCUAAACAGUGAAAACCCGGUACUACAGUUGACCAGAGCUGGUGGAACAAUCACAGACAACGUGCCAGGAUCAGAAUGGACAGUGUUUUCACUAGAUGACCCAACCUAUGUGCCAUUAGAAUGGGGUUACUCGAGUGUCCCUCACUUUUCAGAAGAGAAGUUGGUCUCCAUCAUUCUUGACAAAGGUGACUUUGAUGGAAUAUCUCGAGUUUUAUUUGGGAACAGCUUGGAGUUCUGGUUGCACCGGCUGCUGUUCCUUGAUGCCGUAUCCUACCUCAGCAUGGGGCGCAUCUCUGUUUCUCUGGAUCGCUAUGUCCUGGUUGACAUAGAUGACAUUUUUGUGGCAAAGAAAGGGAUACGUAUGACUGCAGAUGAUGUAAUGGCUCUUCUGGAAUCUCAAAAUCGUCUUCAAGAAAUGGUUCCAGGCUGGAAAUUUAACCUGGGAUUCAGUGGCAAGUAUUACAAGAAUGGCUACCCUGAAGAGAAUGUUGGAGAUAUGACACUGUUAGAGCAUGUGAAUGAUUUCUGGUGGUUUGGUCACAUGUGGGGUCACACACAGCCUCACUUACUCACACAAACAGACCUCGAGGAACAGAUGGAGCUCAAUAAGCAGUUUGCUGUUAGCCACAAUAUACCAACUGACUCGGGAUAUGGUGUAGCCCCUCAUCAUUCAGGUGUAUAUCCUGUCCAUGAGCCACUGUAUGAUGCCUGGAAGAAAGUGUGGAAUGUGCGUGUUACAUCCUCAGAAGAAUAUCCUCACUUGUAUCCUGCUCGUCUUCGGAGGGGUUUUAUUCACAGAAAUAUUAUGGUGCUACCAAGACAAACUUGUGGCUUAUUCACUCACACUGUAUUUAUAGACAAGUAUCCUGGGGGACGUGAAGUACUUGAUGCCAGUAUCCAUGGAGGGGAGCUCUUCCAAACUAUUGUGUUCAGUCCAGUUAGCAUCUUCAUGACUCACUUAAGUAACUAUGGCAAUGACCGGCUGGCCUUGUAUACAUUUGAAUCUAUCAUCAAGUUUGUGAAAUGCUGGACAAACCUCAACCUACGCACUGUACCACCACUUCAGCUCGGAGAGAAAUAUUUCCAUCUCUUUCCAGAAGAGAGAGAUCCCAUUUGGGGUUAUCCAUGUGCAGACCGGCGACACCUGGAGAUUUGGGCCAAGGAGAAGACCUGUGAACAGCUACCCAAGUUUUUGGUAAUUGGUCCACAGAAAACAGGAACAACAGCUCUUUACACAUUCCUUGCCAUGCACCCUGCCAUUGUGGCCAACUAUCCAUCACCUGAAACAUUUGAGGAAGUCCAAUUUUUCAAUGGGAAGAAUUAUUAUAAGGGGAUUGAUUGGUAUAUGAAGUUCUUCCCAGUUCCAGCCAAUUCUUCCAGCAAGUUUUUGUUUGAGAAGAGUGCCACAUACUUUGAGGGAGAAACAGUGCCACAGAGAGUUAGAGCUCUCCUACCCAGUGUCAAGUUGGUGAUCACAAUCAUUCCUCCUAGCAAGCGAGCGUAUUCUUGGUAUCACCACAUGCGUGCUCACAAUGAUCUCACAGCCCUACAGUAUAAUUUCCAUGAGGUGAUCACAGCUACAGAGAAAAUGCCACGACAACUCAGGACUUUGCGCAACAAAUGCUUAAUUCCUGGAAUGUAUGCUAAACAUAUAGAAAGAUGGCUUGACUACUUCCCUGCCUCACAGCUGACUAUCAUUGAUGGAGAGGAGCUCAGAAAUGACCCAGUGUACAUUAUGAAUGAUCUUCAAAAGUUCCUCAAUAUUGAGCCAUUUUACAACUACACUGAGCACUUAAGGUAUGACAAAAGGAAAGGUUUCUUCUGCCAGGUGAUAGAGGAAGACAAGACUAAGUGUUUGGGCAGGGGAAAGGGUCGUGUCUAUGCCCCUAUGAAUGAAUCCGAUGCUAAAUUACUGAAGGAAUACUAUCAACCCUACAACAUAGCACUGGAGAAGCUUCUAACCCGACUUGACUACCCAGUACCUGGCUGGCUGGAAGAUGAGUUGCAAUAGAUAUCACAGUAGGAGUAGGGGGAUGGGGGCAACAAACUUGCCAGGCAGAGUAAUGCUUAGCAAAUUAUAUUUAGUGUACAUCUUUAUGGGUGAUAUUCACUCAAGGAGGUGUAUGGUAGCUUCGUUAUUUGGUCAUUAACUCUCGUAAUAUUAUGAGGGAUUUAAUGGCUUUCGUGCAGAAGUCAUUUAUUUAUUGCUAUAAUUUUAGUGUAAUUUAACUUUUCCAGAAAUAAAACAGAUCUUUAUAAAUCUUUAGCAGAUAAAAUUGAAGACUCAAGUACUAUAAGCAUGUCUAAUAAAUUAUAAGAAUAAUAGUUUUAUUUUAGAAUAUUGAAGAAUUUUCACUAUACCGGUAUAACAAAUAUACAUGGAGAGAAACAUAUAGAUAGCCAUCUUGCUUUGGUGAUCAAGUGGCCUAUGUAGAUACAUGUUGUACAAAGAAAGAUUUUAUUAUUAUUAUUAUAUACUGUAUUUAUAUUCUGAGGAAGAGGAGGAUUGCUGAUGUGGUUUGGGCAUUUAGAGAAGAUUAAGAGGGAUAUGAUGAUGGAAAGAGUGUAAAUCAGGAACAGAGGGUAGGAAGGUUAGGGGGUGUUCCAGGAAUGAUUGGAGGAAGUAGGGUAAAAGAAAUGAGUUUUAGGUGCCUGCACAUCCAGCAGGAUGAGAGCGUAUUUGAUAGGCAAGAAUGGAGACAAGUGGGUUUUUAAUGGAGGUGCUGUUGGAAUGUAAGUACAGUAACAUUUAUGAAGGGAUUCAGAGAAACCUGUUAGCCAGACUUGAAUCCUGGAGGUGGGAAGGGCAGUGGCUGUACUCAAACUAGGGGUGAGGAUAUUGUAGUCAGCACACUUCUGGCAAGACAGCUUUUGAAUGAAUGAUGGUGAAUUAGUUUCCUGAAGGUAUAAAUAAAGCCCCUUAUAUUUAUACAUAGUAGAACACGAUAAUCUUAAAGUGAUUGGGGCCAAGGGUAACUCGAGAGAUCACUGUUUUCUGACCUAGAUAAGUUGAUAAUCUCUUGUAUACAUAUUAAAUGAAGAAAUGUGUAUUUACCACUCAUUGUAGUAGUUGUCCUCUUCCUAAAGUUGUACAUAUGAGGUAGAACAUUUUAAUAUCUGGUGUAGACAGAGUGGGAACUGCAUAAUUUUAUUGUUAUGCAUGAUACAUUGAAGUGUUGCUAGGUUAGGCCGAAAAUUAAAUAUUUACUCUUUUAGUUGUUUUAAUACAGGUCUUGUAUAUAGACAGUGAAUACAGUUCUGAAGCGUUUGAAAUGGAGAACAACGUAAUAUUAUGUAAUUGAUAAAUCACAGCAGGUUCAAAUGAAACACUACAUCUUGGUAUAUCAGGCAGGCAUCCAUGCUCUUACAUGUCAGUUUUAUGUCUAAUAAAACUAAGUCAUUGAUUCCAUGACAGUGUGUAUGUUUAGUUGGAAAUGGGAUGUGGAAUGCUGAUAAAUCGUAAAAAAAAAAAACCACUAGUUCUAGUUGCAGUAGAGUCCUUCAUUGGUACACUUUACCCAUGGGUGGGCUUUAUUGGUAUGCUUUACCUCCGAGUGGGCUUUUUCAAGUGGCCUACAUAUUUCUUUUAACAUACCAGCCGUCUCCACCAAGGCAGGGUGACCAGAAAAAAAAAAAAGAAAAAUGCUCGUGACUCAUUCUUAUCACUGUCC
This is a messenger RNA of Cherax quadricarinatus, 4749 nucleotides long. NCBI's taxonomy places the organism in Eukaryota, Metazoa, Arthropoda, Malacostraca, Decapoda, Parastacidae. The record is from RefSeq and is a predicted model, not a curated record.